Molecule: messenger RNA, 3721 nt
Organism: Beta vulgaris subsp. vulgaris (sugar beet)
Lineage: Eukaryota; Viridiplantae; Streptophyta; Magnoliopsida; Caryophyllales; Amaranthaceae
Exons: 14
Coding region: 189-3299 (1036 amino acids)
Molecular function (GO): glycosyltransferase activity
Source: RefSeq, a predicted model, not a curated record
AACUGAAAAAAGAAAUCUCAGAAAAAACCCAAAUACAAUUACAUGCAUUGAUCAUGAGAUUCAUGACUAAUGAGUAAUGACACUAAACUUCCUUAAUCCAAUUACAUUACUUCUCAAUACACACUCUCUCUCUCCCUCCUCUUCCCCCCCUACCCCACUCUUUCUCUCUCCUCCUUACUCUAACACUGAUGCCCCGCAACUCACAGGCUUCGGCGGAAAUCGCCUCUUCCGCGGACGAUAACAAUGGCGAUCUAGGGUUUCGCGCCAACCACGAUCGAUCUCUCUUCAAGCGCGCGCAUCCUCUGCAACAUUCCGACGCCUCUAAAUUCUCCGAUCGACACCUUUUCUCCGCAGGCCAUCGCUAUCGUAGUCGCCGGAAAGGUUUCUUUCAAUUCAAAGGAAAUUCGUUGAUUUAUGGCGUCAUUUUGCUCGCGGUGUUUGGAUUCGCCUUCGCGUCAAUGGUGCUGCAGAGCUCCAUUACUUCCGUGUUUCGGCAAGUCGGUAAUGGCGGUGCGGCGUCGACGCGCGGGUUGCCGUUUGGGACUAAGUUGCGGUUUGUUGCUUCGACGAGGUUUCAAGAGGAAGGUCGUCUUGAUCGGAUGAGGAUGAUGCGUAGUAAUGGCGUCAGGCCUCCUAGGCUUGCUCUUAUUUUAGGAAACAUGAAGAAAAAUUCUGAGUCAUUAAUGCUGUUCACAGUGAUGAAGAAUUUACGACGCAUUGGCUACAUGCUGAAGCUAUAUGCCCUAAAGGAUGGUGAAGCACGAACAAUGUGGGAAGAAAUAGGAGGUCGAAUGACAAUUCUAAAUCUUGAAAGAUAUGACCAUUUUGAUUGGUCCCUUUUUGAAGGUGUCAUUGUGGACUCUCUUGAGGCAAAAGAAGUAAUAUCAAGCUUAAUGCAGGAGCCAUUUUGUUCUGUGCCGCUUAUAUGGGUUGUUCAAGAGGAUGGACUUGCAAAGCGCCUUCUACAUUACAACAAGAUGGGCUGGGACCAUCUCAUUUCCCAUUGGAGACAUGCAUUUGGCAGAGCUGAUGUUGUUAUCUUUCAUGAUUCUUCCUUGCCGAUGUUAUAUAGUUCCCUUGACAGUGGAAAUUUCUUUGUGAUUCCUGGAUCCCCAAUAGAUGUGUGGGCUGCUGAAAGCUAUCUUAGAACCCACUCCACAAAUGAUUUGCGGAAGAGCAAUGGUUAUGAUGCAGAUGAUGUGCUAGUUGUGGUUCUUGGAAGUUCCAUCUUCUACAAUGAAUUAUCUUGGGAUUAUGCUGUUGCAAUGCAUACUAUUGGGCCCCUUCUUGUUAAGUAUGCCAAGGGGAAGGAUGUUUCUGGAUCCUUGAAAUUCAUAUUUUUAUGUGGAAACACCAGUGACGGAUCUAAUGAUGCUAUAGAGGGUGUCGUCGCUCGCCUUAGACUAAGUCCAGGUUCCAUGAGGCAUUAUAGCAUGGGCUCUGAUGUGAAUGGAGUGUUAUUAAUGUCUGAUGUAGUUCUUUAUGGAUCAUCACAAGAUGAAGAAACCUUCCCAGCAUUGCUAAUAAGAGCAAUGACCUUUGGGAUCCCUAUAGUUGUUCCUGAUCUUCCAGUCAUAAAUAAAUAUGUUGUUGAUGGUGUGACUGGAAUGACUUUCUCUAAACAUAACCCGGAUGAUUUGCUGAGAAUCUUCUCGCUCCUGAUAUCAAGUGAAGGGAAACUCUCUAAGUUUGCUGGUGCAGUUGGCUCCGCUGGGAAGCUUCUUGCUAGGAACUUAUUGGCUUUUGAGUCCAUAACUGGCCAUGCGAAGCUUUUGGAAAAUGUUCUUAAUUUUCCUUCAGAUGCUUUGUUGCCUGCUCCAAUAUCUAAGAUUCAAGAGGAUACUUGGGAAUGGAAUUCGUUUAGUGAAGUAAUGGAACAGACAUCUGAUGACAUGAUAAAUAUUGAUGAGGAAGGCAAUAUGAUAGGAGGGUCUAGCAUCAUUCAAACGCUUGAAGAAGAUUUCAUUAGCUUUAUAAAGCUAAAGAAUAUAUCUUUGGACAAUAGUGACAUCACAGAGUCAGAUCUUGUGAGCACAGAAGAUUUGACCGGUGUUGAGCAAAUAGCGAGCUUCGAAGAGUUUGAGAGGCGAGAAAUGGAUCAGAUUGACGAGAGGAUGGAGAAGGACCCUGGUGUUUGGGACGAGAUAUAUCGAAAUGCUCGUAAAUCUGAGAAACUCAAGUUUGAAGCAAAUGAAAGGGAUGAGGGAGAGCUGCAAAGAACAGGUCGUUUGAUAUGCAUUUAUGAAGUAUAUAAUGGUGCUGGUGCCUGGCCACUUUUGCACCAUGGCUCCCUGUAUCGUGGCUUAAGUUUAUCUAGAAAAACACGGAGGUUAAGUUCAGAUGAUGUGGAUGCACCUUAUAGACUUCCCCUCUUAAAUGACGGCCACUAUCAGAAUCUUCUCUGUGAAAUGGGGGGCUUAUUCUCCAUUGCAUAUAAGGUUGAUGAGAUUCACAAGAGACCAUGGAUUGGGUUUCAGUCGUGGAAAGCUUCGGGUAGAGAGGUGUCACUGUCCGUGAAAGCAGAAAGGGUUCUUGAAGAAACAAUACAGCCUCAAUUCAAAGGGGAUACUGUAUACUUCUGGACACGAUUGGACAUGGAUCUAGGUCUUUCAGAAAGCAAUCGCUUGAAUUCCUUUUGGACAUUAUGUGAUGUCUUAAAUGGAGGAUACUGCAGAACUGCUUUUGAAAGCGCUUUCCGCCGUAUGUAUGGCUUGCCUUUAAAUGUUGAUGGACUUCCCCCGAUGCCGGAGGACUCUGAUCACUGGUCUGCCUUGCACAGUUGGGUCAUGCCAACUUCUUCCUUUCUGGAAUUUAUGAUGUUCACCAGGAUGUUUGCUGAUUCUCUUGAUGCAUUACAUGGUGACAUCAAUAUAACAACUCAAUGUCCUCUGGGAGUUUCAGAAGUUGAGAAAAAGCACUGUUACUGCCGGGUUUUAGAGCUUCUAGUCAAUGUAUGGGCUUAUCAUAGUGCACGGAGGAUGGUAUACAUUGAUCCACAUACAGGUGGUCUUGCAGAGCAGCACCCAGUAGACCAACGAAAGGGGAUUAUGUGGGUCAAAUACUUUAACUAUACGCUCUUAAAAACGAUGGAUGAAGACCUUGCAGAAGCGGCAGAUGAUGGUGACCUGCAACGUGAACCCUGGUUGUGGCCACAGACUGGGGAAGUGCAUUGGCAUGGUAUAUAUGAAAGAGAAAGGGAGCAAAGAUAUAGGAUAAAAAUGGACAAGAAACGGAAAAUUAAGGAGAAAUUAUUUGAGAGGAUGAAGUAUGGGUACAAACAAAAAUCUCUUGGAGGAUGAAAUUCUCGAGUGCCAAAUUUGGUUAUUCGAGGCACAGAUCCUAAUCAAGUAUCCGAGCUUGAUUUGACUUCGUCGUUGGGAAAGGAUUAAGCCAACCAACGUGAGCAACAUUCUCUGCUAACACCUUAACAGAUGGCUAAUCGCUUUGCGUAUAUUCAUAUUAUUGGACGUGACAAACCUUCAAAGUACAGUGGGAUAGAUGACUUCUUUGUCAAGAGCUUGCUGAUAUCAGGAGGUUGAAUUUUGAGCAGCAGCACAGCACGGCACGGCACAUGAUACAUUCGUUGAAAAUUCUUUGCUUACUAACAAAUGCUGAAUGAAAGUGUAAAUUCCCCUGCAAUUGUAUAUUUCGGCAUAAUUUGAAAAUUUUGAUCGUAUUGGUUGCUUCAUCUCUAAUUAUUGUUAUUUAAAUUUGUACACCA